GAGUACGAGGUCUGUCCUGUAAAUACGUAUAAAAUAUUCAUAGCGUCUGAUACUGGAGGUGGGGAGAUGAGAUAGUGGGCUCCCCCUCCACUAAUAGACUAAGUCAACAUCUGACAAACGGACAGUCUUGCAGGUUUCAACACGCAUUGUGUACAGCUAAUUAGGCAGACCCCUUAUACAGUGUCUCGUCGGUAUGGAGCUUUCUCUGAGUGAUGAGCAACGCAUAAAAGUUAAAUUUCUUGCUAAACUCGGCAAGAACGGCCGGGAAAUUCACGAAGCGUUGGUAUCAGUGUACGGCGAAGAUGCCAUGAAAGAAUCAACAGUUCACAAGUGGUUGAAGCGGUUUCGUGAGGGACGGGAAGAAUUCAAAGACGAUCCUCGUCCAGGGCGCCCCUCCACUUCAUCUUCUGUUGAAAACGUGGAUCGUGUCCGGAAUUGUCUGAACAGAGAUCGUCGAUCAACUGUUAGAAUGGUGUCGGACGAACUAAAUUUAAGUAAAACGGUCGAGAUGGGCGUUGGAUUCUCCACCACGACAAUGCGCCUUCCCACACGUCCUUGGUUGUGCGCGAGUUUUUGGCACGGGCCUCAAUUACCGUCACCGACCACCCGCCAUAUUCACCCGAUUUAGCACCGUAUGACUUCUUCUUGUUCCCCAAAUGCAAAAUGUUGCUUCGGGGACGGCAUUUGGGGGACGUAGAGGCCAUCAAGACAGCGACGACGAGGCAACUGAAGAGCCUCAAAGUGGAGGACUUUCAAGGCUGUUUCCAGCAGUAGAAACGGCGUUGGAGCAAGUUCGUUGCAUCAGGGGGAGAGUAUUUUGAGGGGGACAAAUUCGAUUUACUUGAUUGAUUGUCAAAUAAAAUUAUAAAAAAACAAUUAUACGUAUUUUUGGGACAAACCUCGUAUAUGAAUGCGCUAAGAAUAAAGUUAGACUGUAACAAACUAAAUAUUAUUAAUAAGAAAUAUGACUAUUACGUAAAU
This is a messenger RNA of Vollenhovia emeryi, 981 nucleotides long. RefSeq lists its product as uncharacterized. The transcript has a single exon. The record is from RefSeq and is a predicted model, not a curated record. Bases 194 to 628 code for a protein of 144 amino acids. NCBI's taxonomy places the organism in Eukaryota, Metazoa, Arthropoda, Insecta, Hymenoptera, Formicidae.